GCCCCCAGCCUGAGAGCAGAAAAGAAGAACUUCUGUGCUGAGGAGUGAGGUGAAGGACAUCAGCGGAGUCAACAUUUGCUUCAAGUUCCUGGGGCUGCUAACAAUGUGCAAGACAUUGAUGGCACUUGGCAGAGGCUGUUUUGUCCUGGCCAUCCUGCUGGCAACUGUGGACAUCCAACCUGUUGGAUCCACACGUAUCUCCAGCUCAAUUUCCCAGAAAGGAAAGGAACUGAAUUUAAUCUGUACUGUGUGGCAUAAGAAAGAGGCUGAGGGGUUUGUAGUGUUCUUGUGCAAGGACAGGAUUAAGGACUGUUCCCCUGAGACCAGCUUGGAGCAGCUGAGACUUAAACCAGAUCCUGGGACAGAUGAUGCCAGUGAGAGAUCAUCUCAGUUGGUGUUCACCAUAAAUCAAGUCACGCCAUUGGACAAUGGGACCUACCAGUGUUGUGCCAGAAGCCAGAAGCCAGAUAUCCACCUUCAGGGCCAUUUUUUCUCCAUUUUAGUCACAGAGACAGGAAACUACACAGUGAUGGGACUGAAACACAGACAACACCCUGAGUUCAGCCAUAGAGACGGUGUUCCCAGUUCAGGCUUCCUGCAAGAAGAGGCCUGGGUGAUGCUGGUCACCAGCCUGGUGGCCCUUCAAGCUUUGUAAACCUUGUGCCAGAAGAAACCAGAAAAAAAGUUACAGCAAGAUAAAUCGUGACUCUCUUUAGCUUUGUAUCUUUCACAUUACAACAUACAGGGAAGAAAAAAACAAGGCACAGGGGAAAAGAUAUUAAAUAUGCAAGAAUCUGGGGAAUAUAAGGUGGGGCAAAUGAGCAUACUUGACCUUCCCUCCUCACUGCCACAGCAAACCUUUCUUUCGACCUCAGUCACCAGUAAAUAAAAAGACUAGCUUUAAUAAAAGUGGCUGGGAUACAGUUCUCACUCAAAUAUUGGAUAAGUAUAUGUGUUUUUGUACCCCAGUACAACUUUUCCUCCCCCCUACACACACACAACAUAGUAAAAUAAAUAAGCAAGCCAAACAAAAUCAGAACACCAUCUUUUUUUUUUUUGAAGAAAUGUUUAUUUAACACUGUAAAAGGAAGAGAGAGGGAACAAGCAAAGAUAGGUACAAGAGGAGAGGAAGAUAGCCAGACCCCACUGACUGGCUUGCACGAAAAUGAGGAAACCAAGAGAGAUCUUAGGGUUUGAGAUCUCUUGAACAUCCACACAGCACUGCUGGAGGAAGAUGACGUGUACAGAUCAGGUACACCACAGAUUAGAACUGUCUAGCUGCAACUAAGUUCCUGAUCCUAACCUGUCAACCUCUUUAAUCAUUUCUUUCCCUUUUUAAAUAAAUGCCCAUAAUAGUCUUUGCAGUCUUUUCUUUUCUCCUAAAUCACAAUACCUUUCAUCCUUCUCUUUGGACAGAUGACCUCUUGUCAUAGUUAGCAGAGAGGAGUGGGUAGGAUAUUCCUGGCAAGAGGAACUACAUGAAUAAUUUACCUGGAGCUAACCUGCAAACAAUAAAAAAGAAAGACCUUUACCUGUGAUCCUUGGCAAGGACUUGCCAAAUGCAGGAGCUAAGGUUUAUGGGAACAGAGAGAGAUAAGGUUGAAAGAGGUAGGUAAGACCUUAUUAGGGAUGGUCUUGAACCUCAAACUAAGGAAUUUGGACUUUGUGUCCUAUGGUUGUUGCGGGGGGAGGGGCAACUAGGCACAGAGUGUAAGACAGGGAUUCAAAUCCUGACUCUGCAAUGUACCAGUUCUGCGUCCUUAGGCAAAUGAAAUUUUGAGAUGCUAUUUCUGUUUACUUACUGUAAAACACGACAUUGCCUAUUCUAGCUUCUGUUUCAAAGGAUCGUUCUGAGGACUACAUAAGAGUCUGGAUUUUGAACCCAGGGCCAUUUGAAUUCUGACUUCAAAGCUGGCUUUCUCCACUAUACCACAUUUCCUUCAAUCUUUCGCUACGUGUUUUAUGUACAUUAGUUUUUUGUUUAUAACUAAACUUAAAGCUCACGUAGGUAGAGAUGUCUUUUGCUUCCCUUUACUAUUCAAAGAAUCUUCUGAAAUCACUCAGCAUUACAUAACCACUGAAAGUCUCACAAAGAAGACACGCCCCAAUUAUAGCGGUGGUUUCACCCACUGUGCUAUCCUAAUUAUAGUCCACAUAUAAAUAUCUGCAUAAAGGACACAUGAUUACUGCCUAAACUUACCAAGAAAUUCAAGAGCAUUAGACUAUUAGCUCUGACUUGAACUAAGCAGAAUAAACAAAGCAACCAUAAGUCAAAAGUCCUACUUCUAAAGAACUUUAUUUAUUCUGCUUAUUUCAAGACUUAGUUCAACAGACAUUUGAAAUACUUAUAUUUUGGCUUUCAAAAUGUACGAUAUAAUUGAUUUAAAAUAAGCCUAUAGAUUUCCAUGCAUGAGUAGACAGUUUUCUGGACACAUAUCUUAAACCCAAUUUACAUGAGUGAUUCACAACCCAUGGGUUUUGAACCUCUGCAAGGCUCUGGGGUUAUUACAAAGAAAUCUGUAUAAGCAUUACCUUCAGUCUGAAUAAACAGUAUCUCUUACAAGUAUGUAUAUACUAUAUUUCAACUGAAUUUGGAUACUGGUGUAACUAAUAAGACAAACUGAUCUAAAAGCAUUGCUGAAAUCAUAGCAGCUUUUUGUAAUGUAUACUAAAAACGCAGUUAUCAUUUUGUUGAGGGGGAGUCUAAUAAUUUUUGGACCUUAAAAAGGGUACCUCUUAUUAGAAAAAGCAUAGAACCACACCUACAUUACAUGAUUCAGACAUCUAAACGUCUUAGCUGAAAGAGGAAAGACAACAUACAGACUCCAUUUCUGUGGAUACCAUCUAAGUGCAACUUGGCAACAAAACAUAAAGCUUACGUGUAGACGAGCUUAAAGAGUUGAUUGCCUCUAAUUCCACUUGUCUGUGGCAGGUAUGAAACCAAAGCUUCAUAAUGUCCUUUGGAUCAGAGAAAGGCUCUAUUUUGACCCUGGAAAAUAUCUCAGCUGUACACAUUAUAUUCUAUGCAUUCUGUUUUAAAACCUUGAGUAGCCCUGUAGUUCCCAGCCUGAGUACUAAGAUGCUGACACCGCAAGCUAAGAUUCCCCUGACAAUGUGAUAUGUUUACCACGUCAAAUCUUUCCCAGAACUCCCUGCAUGAGAACUUAUACUGGGAUUCAUUUUAGAAACUCUCAAUAAGAGUACUCUACUCCCUGGUCCAACCAGGCCCCAAAAUCCUGUUGGUUUACUCUGGUAACAGCACUCUCAACUUUCCACUUCUCUACAAAGAGAGUUUUCCCCUAAUGUCCAACUAUCUAAUCACCAGUCCUGCUCCUUCUCUCUUAAAGUCUGUCUUCCUUCACAGAUGUCAGUGGCCUGCCUAGCUCAGCUCUAACAACCAACUGUGAAGUGCUUCCCUCCUGAUUAAUUUUUGUUAAGACUGAUCUAAUUAAUUUGUAUUCCUUGAGGAAACAGUACCUGGUAAUCAGAGAAAGAGAAAAUGAAGCAUGCAGAAGAUCAUGAGAGAAGUCAAUCUGGUAUCCCUAUUUAUCAAGAAAUUUUAACAAGUUCAAUAGUAAUUGUAUUUGAGUUCAAUUCUUUAACACAGAAGCACUACACGGAUGAACACCCUUUCCUCAUUUAUUCUCAACGCUGAGAAAUGACUGGGCUUUCACCUCCAGUGAAUUCCUUCAUCACAGGCCACAUAAGAGGGUUCCUGUCCAAGCCAAUGUAACAAAAAACUCAUGAAAACACAGGCCUACAGGCAUGUAAAAUGAGAGAAUCAGACUGUGAGGCUCUAGCCCUCCACUGUACCCAUGCUCACUCUACCUCAGUGCCCAAGAUAUUCUUUUUUCUUCCAAUGUGAAAUGUGCACGUUUGUGUAUGUAUGAGUUCCUGAUAUUCAAAAAUAUAUACCAGAAAGAUGUUUACCUGUGUUUUAUUGACUAUGCAAAGGCAUUCAACUGUGUGGAUAUUAACAAAUUAUGGACAACACUGCAAAGAAUGGGAAUUCCAG
Messenger RNA from Trichechus manatus latirostris (Florida manatee), 4015 nucleotides. It is a transcript of the gene CD160, whose product is annotated as CD160 molecule. Gene Ontology annotation, biological process: regulation of adaptive immune response. The record is from RefSeq and is a predicted model, not a curated record. NCBI's taxonomy places the organism in Eukaryota, Metazoa, Chordata, Mammalia, Sirenia, Trichechidae. Gene Ontology annotation, molecular function: transmembrane signaling receptor activity. Bases 104 to 655 code for a protein of 183 amino acids. Gene Ontology annotation, cellular component: plasma membrane. The transcript is spliced from 5 exons.